GAUGUUGACAGAGCGUCACUUGACAGGAACAGCUGGACGGGAACAACAAAGCAUUUCGGUUUUACAGCGGAAUGUCGCGUCUGUAAACAACAACAACCUAAAUAACCCCUACUCGACGGACGUGUAGACCUUCGCAUCACCCCGGCCAAGGUUUCGAGAAGUCGACGGUCUGAAAAAAAAAAUCAACAUGGGGCGCAUCUUCCUGGACCACAUCGGUGGAACGCGGCUGUUCUCCUGUGCCAACUGUGACACCAUCCUGACAAACCGCUCCGAGCUCAUUUCCACGCGAUUCACGGGCGCCACGGGUAGAGCUUUCCUCUUUAACAAGGUGGUCAACCUGCAGUACAGCGAGGUCCAGGACCGCGUGAUGCUGACAGGCAGACACAUGGUGAGAGACGUCAGCUGCAAGAACUGCAACAGCAAGCUGGGCUGGAUCUACGAGUUCGCCACCGAGGACAGCCAGCGCUACAAGGAGGGCCGCGUCAUCCUGGAGAGGGCGCUGGUCCGCGAGAGUGAGGGCUUCGAGGAGCACGUUCCCUCCGACAACUCGUGAGCUUACCUCCACAUGACCAGACUUAGUGACGUUAUUGCUAAAAGUACUUCCUGGUUUGCACAACUUAUACCCCAAGCUAGGACACAAAUACGAGGACAUUUCACAAAGUUUGUAGUCAACUCUGGUGGACAAUUCUUUGAAUUAGUCAUGUUAGAAUCAUCCAGGCACAAUGACAUUUGUAGAUGUAUUAUUCAAUUGCCCUUAUUGUACUGAGCAGACAAUUCUAUGGCUAUCGUCACACUUUUCCUCUUUGGACAUUAUUGGUAUCCAUCUAUUGGGGCGUCACAAGAAAGCCAGAGAAAAACUAAAACGCUUUAUACUGAGUUCUGAAGUGACUUGACUUUUGAGGCAUUCCCCUUGCUUCCUCCCCUCCCUGUACAUUUUGGUAUAAAACUACAAAUUGUACGCUUCCUACACGCUUCUCGCAUGAAGAAACUUAAGUGAAAUUUCAGUUAAUAAAUGGCAGGGUAAUUCAUAUGAAAUUUUCCGUAAAUGUAUUCUGAGCUGCCUCCUGCUCCGUUACUGGUAAAAAAAAAAUAUGACAGCAAUAAUCCAAUCACGUCAACACCAUCGUGAUACGCAGUUUAGUCUUUUUUUGAAGGGACAAUGCACAGAAACAUUAAGCUCUAAAACAGAUAUGUUCUGUUCCAGAUUAUAGCUAAAUAGCUCAUUUCCAUCUGCCGUCCCUGGCUACUUAAAUUAAAGGGAUACAAAAAUCAUACAAUAAAAUCAUACCGUAGCAUGUAAUCAAAUUAAGAAAAGUCAUAAAAUGCCCUUUCAUGGACACAUACUUAAUAUACAAUACAACCACACCUCAUUUACAUCAUCACACAAAAACAAUACAUGCUUUCGUUUACAUCCGUCAUCAUUUGUAAAAACAACCAUGAUUUUAACAGACACACCUCAGAAUUUACAACAAAAAUGCUCUCAUGGAUAAAUAUAAUACACAUUAAGUUGAUCUGUCAAAAAAGUGGCCACCUUAGUGACCGUGUGAGCAGCUUUGAUCGCUCCAAAGCCACUUUUGAACUUCAAUUGUGAAUGAACGCUACACCGCCCCCUGGUGGAUGCUCGUGUGUUUCUAGUUGUCACUGCAGAUGUAAACUGGACAAAGUGCUUAAGUGGCGAUGGUGCAGUGUUAUUUAGGAUUCGAUGGGCCAUUCGUAUUGAUGCUAAUCUUUGAAUUUAACAAUCUAUAUUUUUGGAGAACUGAACAGUGAUGUUGUGGUUUUUGGUCGAGGAUUUUGUGCGAUUAUCUGUGCAAACUUCCCAAUGGCCUCAGUGUCAUUUUGCUGGCCUGCGACCAACAUGUUAUACAAUAAUAAAAAGGAGACAUAAUCAUUGCAUUAAAAUAAGUUUGAGCUGCC
Messenger RNA from Nerophis ophidion (straightnose pipefish), 1917 nucleotides. RefSeq names its product protein yippee-like 5. NCBI's taxonomy places the organism in Eukaryota, Metazoa, Chordata, Actinopteri, Syngnathiformes, Syngnathidae. The record is from RefSeq and is a predicted model, not a curated record. Bases 188 to 553 code for a protein of 121 amino acids. The transcript is spliced from 3 exons.